AUGGUUGCGUUCUUCAAGAGAAAUCGGGUAGAGAUUGUGCGUGAAGAGGGCGAAACAAAGCAAGAAGCAAAGGAGAGAGUUAUGAAUGUGGUUAGGGAUAAUGUUAUUGUUUUGUUGUUGCAGAUGAGAAGUCCUGAGAAGGUAGGGUUGAGAUGGGUAGGUAGAGAGGGCUUAGGUGAUUUGUGA
Molecule: messenger RNA, 186 nt
Organism: Sclerotinia sclerotiorum 1980 UF-70
Lineage: Eukaryota; Fungi; Ascomycota; Leotiomycetes; Helotiales; Sclerotiniaceae
Exons: 1
Coding region: 1-186 (61 amino acids)
Source: RefSeq, a predicted model, not a curated record